This is a messenger RNA of Plectropomus leopardus (leopard coralgrouper), 4046 nucleotides long. RefSeq names its product solute carrier family 6 member 7 (gene slc6a7). The record is from RefSeq and is a predicted model, not a curated record. Gene Ontology annotation, cellular component: plasma membrane. Gene Ontology annotation, biological process: amino acid import across plasma membrane; nitrogen compound transport; sodium ion transmembrane transport. Gene Ontology annotation, molecular function: amino acid:sodium symporter activity. NCBI's taxonomy places the organism in Eukaryota, Metazoa, Chordata, Actinopteri, Perciformes, Serranidae.
UCCUCUUCGUCAUCGCUGAUGUCUCCCUGCUGUGUCUCACUGAGUUAACACCGACCGACCGCACGUCUUCACCUGCCACUGAAACUACAGCAACAUGGCGCACUUCUAAGAGGACUCUCCUGUUUAAAAUGUGGAUUAACCAGCGACAGGUAACACAGUGAAGCACCACCUGUGCCGCUGCGGGGGAAAUGCAGGACGAAAGCGGCAAAGCAGCACCCGGGAGCCCCGCUGGAGCAAGUGCACCCACCGCGCAGAAUUCAGUACACUUGAACGGGCAUACUGUCGCUCAAAAUGGCCACAACUCCACAGCUACGCCUGCACCACAGCCACAGUUUGACUCCCGGGCCUCGAGUCGUGCACCCUCUCCAACUCCGAUUGUCCAGAGGGAGCAGUGGGGAGGGAAGUACGAGUUCCUGCUCUCCUGUAUCGGAUACUGCGUGGGACUGGGGAACGUGUGGCGGUUCCCGUACCUUUGUUACCGCAAUGGAGGAGGUGUGUUCCUCAUCCCCUACUUCAUUAUGCUCUUUGUGACGGGUGUUCCUCUCUUCCUCAUGGAGCUAAGUUUAGGCCAGUACGGAGCAGCUGGUCCCAUCACUGUGUGGAAGUGCUGCCCUCUGCUCAAAGGUAUUGGCAUAGGGAUGCUCUGUGUGUCCAUACUGGUGUGCCUGUACUAUAACGUCAUUAUAGCGUGGACGUUUUACUACCUGUUCAGCUCGUUCCAGAGCCCUCUGCCCUGGUCCUGUGAAGCUUUCGCCAACGCAGGUCUCUGCGGAAACAGCACCACCGGCAAUAAAAGCCUCAGCCCCACUGAAAAAUUCUGGAAUGAGCGUGUGCUGGGUGUUGUGCACAGUGCGGGCCUCCACGACCCGGGCCCUGUCCGGUGGCCCUUGGCACUGUGCCUUCUGGCUGCCUGGAUCAUCAUCUUCCUGUGUAUGCUGAAGGGCAUCCGCAGCUCUGGCAAGGUGGUUUAUGUAACCGCUACCUUCCCAUACUUUGUGCUCAUUGUUUUAAUCAUCAGAGGAGCUACACUGGAGGGCUCUCUUCAGGGCAUUGCUUUCUACCUCACGCCAGACUGGAGCCAAUUAUCUAAUGCACAGGUGUGGAACGAUGCUGCCUCACAGAUCUUCUACUCCUUAGGUAUUGGGGUUGGAGGGCUGCUUUCUAUGGCCUCUUACAAUAAGUUUGACAACAAUGUCAUCAGGGACACUUUGAUCAUCACAACAGGAAACUGCAGCACCAGCUUCUUUGCUGGAUUUGCUAUUUUCUCAAUCCUGGGUCACAUGGCAUGGAAGAAGGGAGUGCCUGUCGGAAAGGUGGCGGAUACAGGUCCUGGACUGGCCUUCGUUGCUUACCCAGAGGCCCUUGCUCUGUUGCCAGGCUCUGUGUUUUGGUCCAUCAUGUUCUUCCUCAUGCUGUUCAUGCUGGGGAUCGAUACGCUGUUUGGCAACAUGGAGGGCAUCACUACGGCCGUGCUGGACGAGUUUCCACACCUCAGAGCAAACACGCUGCACAAGUCCUUGUUCUUGGGCGCUCUGUGUUUCUGCUUCUACCUGAUGGGUCUCCUGUUAGUGACUAAUGGAGGGAUUUACUGGUUCACUCUCAUUGACUCCUUCAGCACUAGUUUCGGCCUCAUCAUCAUCACCCUCUUCAUGUGCAUCGGCAUCUCCUUCUUCUACGGAGUGAACCAGUUUUGUCAGGACAUCAUUGAUAUGAUCCGUCACUGCCCUCCCUGGUGCACCAAAGUGCUGCUUUACUUCAAAGCAUGCUGGGUUUUCUGCACUCCGUUUCUUCUGCUGUUCAUCCUGACCUACAUCUUCAUUGAGAUGUACAGAACAUCGCUCCGCUACGGCUCCUAUGUGUAUCCACUGUGGGGUAAAGCGCUGGGAGUGUGCAUGGGGGCGACCUGCUGUCUACAGAUCCUCAUCUGGGCCAUCGUGGCCAUCAGCAAGGAAACUGGAACACUGAGAGACCGUUUCAAGAAAUCGAUUCGACCUCUGAAUUCCUGGAGGGUGAACAACUUGAACAGCACCGGCAGAGUGGAGGAGCGCGUGGAACCUGAGAGGGUGGAGGCUCCAUUCACCGUCACGCUCACAGACAUGGACUUUACUGCGAUGACGUGGGAGAUGGGGAGCCAGGCGUGACGGCACCGGAGAGCAGUGAAGAACGCUUAGUGAUGAACAAACUACGUUGUCAAGAGACAGAGGAAUUUAUUUUUAUUUGUGAUGUACAUAAUUCGCCCCAGCUAGGCUCUGGUGGCCGCGUCUGAGCAGACGGUGUCCUGCAGGGCAGUGUGGAUUAUUGCUGUAUUUAUAUCAUUAUUGACAUUCAAAAUGUAUUUUUUAACUUUUUUUUUAAUUUACAUCAUGUAGAAUGUAAGGUUACAAGUUUGGAUCAUCUUCCUCUUAGAUGGACAUUUUGGAUGAUAAUGAUCGAGCAGGACAUCUGCUGAUCUUAUUUAUUAUCAUGGUAGCAUAGUGCAAUUCAUUUUGACUGACAGCAGUCAUUAUCAAGUUUUAAUUCAUCGUGUGCGACGAGGAGGGACAGAGACUGCAGUGACUCUGGAUCUUUACCUUCAACGACCUCUGAUGGACCCGCAGAGGCGACCACAGAUCAUCAGCCUGCCAGAAUAAAUGAGUCAGGAAUACUUUUAAUCCAUUUAACUUUUUUAAAAAUUACGAUUGCUAGAAUUACCGCUAGAAUAAAUAAAUACAUUUUAAGAACUUGCCAAAGGAACUUCUAAGCACUGUCUGUAUAUGUCUGAACUCCUGCAUUUCAAAGAUUCAGCAGAAAAUUCCGACAUAUUUACAUUCUUUCUAUACAAGUAUUGUAGAAAUCCUUUUUAAGCGGGACUAACUAUCCUUUCUCAUCAUAAAAAAACUAACUACACACAUGUUGGUUUUAGUUUUUUAAUGUUUACUCUGCUUUGAUGGUUCUUCAAUGUCAGUUUCCCCUCUGCUAUUUAUUAUAGAAAGCCCUCCCUAAAGGUCCACUGUGUAGGAUUUAAGGAAAUAUAUUGGCAGAAAUGGAAUAUAAAAUAAUAACUGUGUUUUUUUUAGUGUGUAAUCACCAGAAAAUAAGAAUCGUCCCGACCUCCUGAACACUGAAGGUAUCUUGACCAAUAUUUUAUGAUCAGCAGAAGGCUGAAGUUUCAACUGGUUGCAAUCUGCAGAUCUCUCCACUGGAUACCACAUAAUCUUACACGCUGCUCCUUUAAGUCACUGCAUAUCAUUGUGAAAUGUAUUAUCUGGAGAGGCGCUCAUAGAGUAAAAGACAAUGACUGAUGUCAUUGCAUCACUCUUGAUUAUGUUUCAUAUCUUUCAGAGGCUGCAGAUGUUGCACUGAUUUAACAGCCUGCUAGGGGAACCAGUUGUUUAAAUGUUAUUUAUUGGCAAAUUGACCACAUUUUACAACAUUUAACAACUAUUUUUACGAGACCCUUUGCUACCGAUGAAAUUUAACUUGGGACAUAAAGGGACUAAUCAUAUGAAGAAUUUCAAAAAAGCUUCACCCAGAUAACACAGCUUACUUGAAAACAUCUGUCGAAUGAAUGUGUUGAUCUUUUGAAGUGGGUGGAUUAAAUAGACUGUCCCAUAUAAAGAACAUUUGUUAACCACUUCUUUCACAGAUGACAAACAUUUUGGGAUCAUCUUGAAUGUCUAAAGAUUUCAUUCCCCAGGGUUUGUUUUCCCAGGCUGUUUACUUAAAAAUGGUUUCCAAGAGCAUGUGCUCUCUUUAGUGUCCUAUUGCCAAUAAGUAGGACGAUGGCAGAUAAAAUAAAACCUACCAGUCAGCAAAGUUUGCAUUUUUAAAAGUCUCUCUAUCACGAGUACUUAAAUAAGGACCAUUGUUUUCUCUCUAAAACCAUCUUUCAAGCUGGAUCACUACUUUAAAACCUUUGAUUAGGAAUGUUUUUUUUUGUCUUAGGAUUGUAUGUCAUGUCAUGAAACUCCUCUAAUUUUAACAAAUUGUUUUGCCUUUUUUACACACUGCAAUAUGCUAUUCUCCUGCAUAUUGCUCCGCACGAUUGAAUGCUGAUAUUGUCUUCA